AUGAAGACCCAAGUGUUUGCCGAGUGCGAGGAGCAAAAGGAGCGCGUCAAGGCGUGCUACGGCGGCUGGUUCCAGCGGCUCUGGGGCGGCGCGUUCGACCAGGCCGACUGCGAGCAAGAGACGCAGGACUUUCGGCAGUGCGUGCACGACGCCAUGCAGCGGCGCAAGAAGGAGGCCAAGAACAAGCUGAGCGACGACGACUAUAGCUGGAUGGAGCGGGCGCGCGACGAGGCCGACGACAUGGCGGCGAGCGCCCAGUCGCGGGCCCGCGAGGCGCGCGAUCGCGCCUACGACGAGAAGGAGCGCGCCAAGCACAAGAUGCAGGACACGGCGGCGGACGCCAAGGCGCGGGCGCGCCAGGCGCGCGAUCGCGCCUACGACGAGAAGGAGAGUGUCAAGCACACGAUGGAAGAGACGGCGUCGGACGCGAGGGACAAGGUGCAGAGCACGGCGUCGGACGCCACGAACAAGGUCAAGGGCACGGCGUCGGACGUGGCGUCCAAGGUGCAAGAGACGGCGGACUCGUGGGCCGACAAGAUUAAGGGACUGGCCAAGUAG
Hyaloperonospora brassicae is the source of this 558-nucleotide messenger RNA. The record is from the annotation of a GenBank genome assembly. Lineage: Eukaryota; Oomycota; Peronosporomycetes; Peronosporales; Peronosporaceae.